This is a messenger RNA of Oryza brachyantha (malo sina), 1541 nucleotides long. RefSeq names its product serine/threonine-protein phosphatase PP1 isozyme 3-like. Gene Ontology annotation, cellular component: nucleus; cytoplasm. The record is from RefSeq and is a predicted model, not a curated record. Gene Ontology annotation, molecular function: protein serine/threonine phosphatase activity. Bases 116 to 1198 code for a protein of 360 amino acids. Lineage: Eukaryota; Viridiplantae; Streptophyta; Magnoliopsida; Poales; Poaceae. The transcript is spliced from 3 exons.
CAAGCAGCUUCGUCUUCCUUUGAUCGCUUCCUGCUCUUGCUGCUCGAUCGAUGCAGGCCCCGAUUUGCCACUCCUAAUUUGGCAAGCCGCCUGCGAGCCAAGCAUUGCAGGGCACAUGCAUAAAGCGAUGACCAUGGCAACGGACGCACGAGCUUUUCCCCUCUUCCCCCUUGGCCCCCGCCAAGCCUCUUUCCUCCGGCCGGUCACCGCCCUAGCUUCCUCGUCGUCGUCGGCGGCAGCGCCGAUCGGUUGCAUUGGCCGGCUGCGGCGGGAGAUGAUGGACGGGAACGCGGUGGACGAGCUUGUACGGCGGCUGCUCGACGGGAAGAAGAGCAAGGCGACGUCGUCGGGGAAGAAGGUGCAGCUGAGCGAGGCGGAGAUCCGGCAGCUCUGCCUCGCCGCCAAGGAUAUCUUCCUCUCGCAGCCCAACCUCCUGGAGCUCGAGGCCCCCAUCAAUGUCUGCGGCGACAUCCACGGGCAGUUCUCCGACCUGCUCCGGCUGUUCGAGUUCGGCGGGCUGCCGCCGAGCGCCAACUACCUCUUCCUCGGCGACUACGUGGACCGCGGCAAGCAGAGCAUCGAGACGAUCUGCCUGAUGCUGUCGUACAAGAUCAAGUACCCGGACAACUUCUUCCUGCUGCGCGGCAACCACGAGUGCGCCUCCAUCAACCGCAUCUACGGCUUCUACGACGAGUGCAAGCGCCGCUUCAGCGUCCGCCUCUGGAAGCUCUUCACCGACUGCUUCAACUGCCUCCCCGUCGCCGCCGUCAUCGACGACAAGAUCCUCUGCAUGCACGGCGGCCUCUCGCCGGACCUCGACAGCCUCGACCGCAUCCGGGAGAUCCAGCGCCCCGUCGACGUCCCCGACCAGGGCCUCCUCUGCGACCUCCUCUGGUCCGACCCCGACCGCGAGAACGCCGGCUGGGGCGAGAACGACCGCGGCGUCUCCUUCACCUUCGGCGCCGACAAGGUCACCGAGUUCCUCAACAAGCACGACCUCGACCUCGUCUGCCGCGCCCACCAGGUGGUGGAGGACGGCUACGAGUUCUUCGCGGACAGGCAGCUGGUGACCAUAUUCUCGGCGCCCAACUACUGCGGCGAGUUCAACAACGCCGGCGCGCUGAUGAACGUCGACGCCAGCCUGCUCUGCUCGUUCCAGAUCCUCAAGCCGUUCAGAGGCAAGUCGCAGGCGGACUGACGACGACGAAGAGGCCAGGCCAAGCCGGCGCGGCUGAACGCCGCUCGAGACAGAUUUCUUUCUCUAUUUUUUUGGAUUUAGACCAGAGGCUCGCACAUAGAUUUGCAUGCACAGCAACUACUUUUCCACCAUUUUUGUUCUUGGAUGGGUGAAGAUGGUUUGAGGGACAGGCAGAUGCAUGAUGAUCCAACCUCCUAUUCUUCUGAAUCCUUUGCUUGUAACUGAUUCAAUACGUGUAUAUAUAACCAACCAUAUAGUUCUUCUGCAACGCUCAGGCCUUUUUUAUCUGUAAAUGAGCAAUCUCAAUCUUAAUUUUAAAAAUGACCAAUCUCAAUGAGUGUUU